Capsicum annuum is the source of this 564-nucleotide messenger RNA. RefSeq lists its product as uncharacterized. Lineage: Eukaryota; Viridiplantae; Streptophyta; Magnoliopsida; Solanales; Solanaceae. The coding region runs from base 1 to 564 and encodes 187 amino acids. The record is from RefSeq and is a predicted model, not a curated record. The transcript is spliced from 2 exons.
AUGGCGAUAACUACUAGGAGUUGCAAGAUGUUACCUGGCCCUACUUUGAGCAAACUUAUAGAUGAUGAGGUAGUUGUUGAUGAAUUGGAAGAAGGUGAUCCAGUGGAGUCUGAGAAGCUGGAUAAAUCUAAUGAUGUUCAAGAGAAAGGUAAAGAGAAGGAGAAGGAGGUCAUGAACUGGCACCUAAAGGAAAUAUCCCCAAACUUACAAAGAAGGAACAAUAGAAAAGUGUACCCCGAUGAUGAGGAGUCUGAUUAUGAAGAGGAAGAGCCUCUGCUCAGGAAGCGAAAGAAGAAGAAAAGCCCUAAAAAGACUUCACCACCCCUACCAGUUGAGAUGGAGGAGAGUGAAGAAAGUCAAACUGAGCCAACGAUAUUCGAGCAUAUAGCUUCUGAGCAGAAGGCCUCUGAGCAACAAGAGUCUGACCAUGCUGUAUCUAAAGAUCAUGGUUCAAAUCAUCAUGAUUCUGAAGGGCAUGAACCUGAGGAACCAUUAACUGAGUCCCCUUCUGUUGAACCAAAAUAUGAUGAAGACUCUCCAAUUAGCGGAAUUAUAGUCAAAUGA